Molecule: messenger RNA, 1586 nt
Organism: Paecilomyces variotii
Lineage: Eukaryota; Fungi; Ascomycota; Eurotiomycetes; Eurotiales; Thermoascaceae
Exons: 2
Coding region: 290-1312 (340 amino acids)
Biological process (GO): protein phosphorylation
Molecular function (GO): protein kinase activity; ATP binding
Source: RefSeq, a predicted model, not a curated record
CUGUCAUUCGAUAACUACCUCCUCCUAGGUAACAAACACAUCACCGCCCCAACUUUUGGCGCAUACACGACUUUACAAGGGCGAGGGAUUUCUUAUCGUCGCCAGGAGACAAGCAUACGAUUUGCUCCUUUUCUUGGAUGGAUCUACCCUCUAAUAUAUCCACUCUGAUCUAUCCAUCUCUCACUGUGUCAUCCCCGUCGUACGUGGAGACCGGCCACGACAGUCGUUCUGCCUACACUGAUUGAGUCUCCAGUCUCGACAAAGAACAAGAAAGCUCCAAAAUAUCAAAAUGGAACAUAGAGAGCUGAAAUGUCCCUAUAUUCAGGGCAGCAAAAUCACGUUUCAACUAACGACAUCGUCCUCAACCGAACCCCGGUUUAUAACAGGCACAAUUGUCGAACUUUUCAAAUUCACGCUCUCAUGUGUAAUGGCUAUUAUGCCAGAUGAUCCAUAUCUAAAGGAGCGAGUGAUUUUGAAGCUGUACGAUCGGCGUUUCGCAACUGAACUGCGCGAAGAUCAGCGAAUUCAGCCUUGGACUCUGGAAAUUGAGCAGGAAUACCAGCAAUUUAUCCAGGACGGCAGAGCGUCAGACUUUAUUAGAAGUUUACACACUGAGGACGACGAGGACGAAGAAGAAGAAGAAGAAGAAGAAGAAGAAGAAGAAGAAGAAGAAGAAGAAGAAGAAGAAGAAGAAGAAGAAGAAGAAGAAGAAGAAGAAGAAGAAGAAGAACCAUGGAAUGCCGCUCAAGAUGAAGCAUAUCUCUUUGACUAUAUGCAGCGGCUCUAUGAAGCGGAAUAUGAAGUGUACCAAAAGCUGGAAGAUAUUCAAGGAAGAGAUAUUCCACGCUUUCUUGGGCGUGUUACAAUUCCAGGGAACGAUUCGCAGAGCGCUACAGUUAGCGAGUAUGUUGACUGCCCUGGGAUCCUUUUACAAUAUAUCGAAGGAGUCCCUCUGAGUGAUCUUGCCUCAUUUGCGCCAAAAGAGGCAUGGCAAGAGAUCUGCGAAGAUGCCAUUCGUAUUGUGAACCUGCUUGGGGAUCGCGGCAUACUUAACGAGGAUGUCAAACCAUGGAACUUUAUUGUACGCAAAGAAUCGGCUGUCGAUUAUAAAGUCUUCAUGAUUGACUUUGCGUUAUGCAACUUCCGCGAGGAGUAUGAAGAUGAAGAAGACUGGUUGAAAUCGAAGGCACUGGAAGAUGAAGAAGGUGCAGUAGGGUGUGUCAUGGAGUCGCGCUUGGAAGGGGGUUUUGUGUAUCGUCGAUCUGCCAGAAUUAUGGAAUUGGACGAGAGAUUCCUGUCGCAGUUGCUAUGACUGGUUUAUACGUCAAACAGUCUGGACACUAUGAGGAGAGAGAACAUAUGCGAAGUCAUGCCACAAAUAUGUUCCGACAUCGACCUCCCACUAGCCCUGGUUCAAAUCUAUUCUAUACGGAUAUUCCAUUUCAACGAAAACUCCUCUCCACUGCCUCACACGCCAAUGUGAUCGCCUUCUUUCCUGCCUCCAGCACCGCAUCCAUUGCCAGAAACGGAUGCGGCAUACCCUGCAUAACAUGCAGCUCGACGGGCACGUCUGCCUUCUUCAACUU